GCCUUUGCCUGUGCUGACACACCCCCUCUCUCUGUCUCUCUCUCAGAGGCCAGUGCUGACGCACGCACACUUUCUCUCUCUAUCUCUCCUUCUCUCUCUCUCUCUCUCUCUCCAUCCACUCGCACAGAGAGAGUGAAACAGAGAGCGAAGGAGAAGAAGAAGAUGCUGGCGGCAGAGGAUGGAAGAGACCCGAGAUUGAAGGCCAUCUCAGACACCAUAAGGGUCGUUCCUCACUUCCCAAAACCAGGCAUAAUGUUCCACGACAUAACCACCCUGUUGCUCGAUCACAAGGCCUUCAAAGACACGGUUGACCUGUUUGUGGAGCGGUAUAGAGACAUGGGCAUCUCCAUUGUUGCUGGCAUUGAAGCCAGGGGAUUCAUAUUUGGGCCAUCUAUUGCUUUGGGUAUUGGUGCCAAAUUUGUCCCUCUCCGGAAACCAGGGAAGCUGCCAGGAAGAGUCAUAUCUGAAUCGUAUGAACUCGAAUAUGGCACUGAUCAACUCGAGAUGCAUGUCGGAGCUGUUCAGCCAGGGGAACGUACUAUAAUCAUAGACGAUUUGGUAGCCACUGGCGGGACCCUUUCCGCUGCAAUAAGACUUCUGGAACGUUUUCAGGCUGAAGUGGUUGAGUGUGCUUGUGUCGUUGGUUCCCCUGUUGUCCAGGGAGAAUGCGAGCUGAAAGAGAAGCCGCUGUUUGUUCUUGUGGAGCCCCACCAUUGAAAGAUGAUUUUGACAGGAUCAGGAAGUGAAGAGGAUCCGCUUUGGGAAUGAUACAUGGGUUGCACCUGAUGAAGCAUUUGUUCGUUAUUCAACACCGCCGGUUACUUCCUCCGACAAAGAACACCCUAAAGGCAAAAUAAUGUAGCCCGCUCUGCACUGACUUCAUUGUCUAGUAGCGGCGUCGAGCCUGUGUCCUCAUAAUAGUAUAUAAGAUACUUCUUGAUGCCCAUCCAAUAAGGAUUGGAGUAGGUCAAUUGUUUCAAUGAUCAGAGGAGACCAAACUUUACCGUGCUUUUAGCCAACUGCAUUGAAGAGCUAAUGCCCAACAUUAGAUUGACAUCUGGUGACAUUUGUGACAUCUUUGUGUAGAAAAUUUCUUGUUCAUGCUCUGUACAAAACCCGGUCGGAAUUUCCUCUUGCUCGCGUGCAUAUACCUGGUGAAAUGGCUAGGACGUGAAACUCGAGAGCCGUAGAGGGCGAAACCAGCCCAUGGCCUCAUUUGCCGCCACUCGCUUCUAUGGUUGAGAAUAGAUUGAAUUAGUAUGUCCAGAAUCUUUCCUCUAUGCAACUGAGCUUCAGCAA
This is a messenger RNA of Syzygium oleosum, 1299 nucleotides long. Its product is annotated as adenine phosphoribosyltransferase 5. Gene Ontology annotation, biological process: adenine salvage. The record is from RefSeq and is a predicted model, not a curated record. The transcript is spliced from 7 exons. Gene Ontology annotation, molecular function: adenine phosphoribosyltransferase activity. Bases 163 to 717 code for a protein of 184 amino acids. Gene Ontology annotation, cellular component: cytosol; cytoplasm. Lineage: Eukaryota; Viridiplantae; Streptophyta; Magnoliopsida; Myrtales; Myrtaceae.